Perca fluviatilis (European perch) is the source of this 2002-nucleotide messenger RNA. RefSeq lists its product as uncharacterized. The transcript is spliced from 9 exons. The coding region runs from base 145 to 1530 and encodes 461 amino acids. The record is from RefSeq and is a predicted model, not a curated record. NCBI's taxonomy places the organism in Eukaryota, Metazoa, Chordata, Actinopteri, Perciformes, Percidae.
GUCCACACUUCACAAGGAAGAGCUGAGAGGUGUAGUGUGUUACAACACGCAGCACGUGCACUAAACUGGGAAAGAUCCUGACGAUCAUCAACAGCCCCUAGUGCAGAUCAACUAACGCUACCCUUCUUACUUACUUAAAAAAGAAUGAUGACUCCAUCUGUGGUCUUUGUCUUGCUGGCUGUUCUAGGACAGACCAGUGCCAAAUUUGAUCCUAAUAUUGCCAGAGGUGGAAACGUGAUUCAGUCCUCCCAGUAUUUGAAUGCCAUCCCUGAAAGGGCCAUUGAUGGAAAUCGUGCUAGCGACUGGGCACAGGGAUCCUGUACCCACACUAACAAUGCUAUAAAUCCAUGGUGGAGACUGGACCUCCUAAAGACAUAUCAGAUCAACACAGUCACCAUCACCAACAGAGGAGAUUGUUGCCACGAAAGAAUUAAUGGUGCUGAGAUCCGCAUUGGAAAUUCCCUCAGUGACAAUGGCAACAGUAACCCCAGAUGUGCUGUUAUCUCAUCUAUCGCAGCUGGGACCUCCCAAACCUUUGUGUGUAAUGGAAUGGAAGGUCGUUAUAUCAACAUUGUGAUUCCUGGAAGACAAGAAACCCUGACACUGUGUGAGGUGGAAGUCACUGGUCUGGCUUUAGGUAACACUGCUCCAACUGAUACUAAUAUUGCCAGAGGUGGAAACGUGAUUCAGUCCUCCCAGUAUUUGAAUGCCAUCCCUGAAAGGGCCAUUGAUGGAAAUCGUGCUAGCGACUGGGCACAGGGAUCCUGUACCCACACUAACAAUGCUAUAAAUCCAUGGUGGAGACUGGACCUCCUAAAGACAUAUCAGAUCAACACAGUCACCAUCACCAACAGAGGAGAUUGUUGCCACGAAAGAAUUAAUGGUGCUGAGAUCCGCAUUGGAAAUUCCCUCAGUGACAAUGGCAACAGUAACCCCAGAUGUGCUGUUAUCUCAUCUAUCGCAGCUGGGACCUCCCAAACCUUUGUGUGUAAUGGAAUGGAAGGUCGUUAUAUCAACAUUGUGAUUCCUGGAAGACAAGAAACCCUGACACUGUGCGAGGUGGAAGUCACUGGUCUGGCUUCAGGAAACACUGCUCCAACUGAUACUAAUAUUGCCAGAGGUGGAAACGUGACUCAGUCCUCCCAGUAUUUGAAUGCCGUCCCUGAAAGGGCCAUUGAUGGAAAUCGUGCUAGCGACUGGGCACAGGGAUCCUGUACCCACACUAACAAUGCUAUAAAUCCAUGGUGGAGACUGGACCUCCUAAAGACAUAUCAGAUCAACACAGUCACCAUCACCAACAGAGGAGAUUGUUGCCACGAAAGAAUUAAUGGUGCUGAGAUCCGCAUUGGAAAUUCCCUCAGUGACAAUGGCAACGAUAACCCCAGAUGUGCUGUUAUCUCAUCUAUCGCAGCUGGGACCUCCCAAACCUUUGUGUGUAAUGGAAUGGAAGGUCGUUAUAUCAACAUUGUGAUUCCUGGAAGACAAGAAACCCUGACACUGUGCGAGGUGGAAGUCACUGGGACAGUAUAAUAUGAAACUGAUUCUAACCCUAAAACCCUUAUUUCUUAGUUUAUUUUCACUUAUUCUAACGCUAGUCUAUGCAAUUUUGCCUAUUUAGUGUGUUUUUGCUUCGCACACAGAUAUUUUAAGUAAGACACUUUGUAUUACAUAUCAUCAGGUCAGGACAAUCGUAUGCUGAAGCUUUAUGUAAAACUGAUACAUAUGGUUGUUUUAUACAUUAGCUAACAUAAAAUAAAGGCUAUUGUUCAAAUUUAAAUAGAGAACAAAAGAGAUACAGCUCUAGUAACUGAUUAUACCUACUACCUACUAUAUGCCAUGAAAGCGGCGAGAGAUGCAUUAUUAAAAAGAACUGUGGGAAAAAUAAAGGUGAGAAAUGAUAUACAGUGCACUGACUGCAUUGUAUUUGUUGUAAUUUUUCUUGGGCUUGCUUCUAUCUACUGUACUUAUAUACUUGCAAAAUAAACAUUGCUUUUAAAGCUAA